CGAACCCGUCUGGCCGGGCUCGUCGACCUGGGACGAGGCCGCGGCAUGCGUGUUCAGUCUGGCAGUCAUGCCGUCACGUCUGGCUGGGGCUCUGGAGGCCUACCAGCGGCACCUGGGUGUGCACGCGGGUGUGGCGCGCGACCUGGUGCACCGCAUCGACGAGGUGAAGGCCUACCUGGCGGACACACGCGUCAUGGGCCGCAUGGCCUCCUUCGGAGCAGCAGGUGCAGGGCGGGGUGGCAGCGGAGGCGGAGCCGGCUCCUCGCCGCCCACACCCAAGGGUGGCAGCGGCGGCGGCGGCGGCCUGGCGGCGGCGGCGGCGAGGUCGCCGGCGAGUCGCGGCUCGCCGCUGACGCUGCCGCCUGGAGGCGGCGGCGGCGGCGGCUCCGCCGCCGGCCGCCCUGGGUCUUCGCUCAGCCUGCAGAGCCAUAGUCACCUGCUGGGUCCGGGCCGGGCUUCGGCAGGGGGCCUGUACGCACUGGACGAGGAUGGCGGGGGCUCGGGCGGCGGCGGCAUGGGCAGCACCGUCAGCAGCGCGGGCGCCAGCACCAUUCCGGCGCUGAGCCCCGGCCACCGGCUGCCGCACCUGAACACGCUGGCGCCAAACGGCGGGGCGCGGUCGGGGCGGGCGUCGCUGCACGAGUAUGAGGACUGAGUGUGACGACGGAGUGCGAGUAUGAUGAUUGGGUGAGGCUGGGGUGAGGCUGGGGUGAGGCUGGGGUGAAGGUGGAAGGGGGGAUGAGGGCGAUGGGGGGUUAGACUUGGGGAGGUGGGGAGGUGGGGAGGUGGGGAGGUGGCGAGAGCUGGAAGUGGGAUGAGGAUGGGGAUGUGCAGGAGGAUGCCGCAGGAUGUGUUGCAAGUCGCAGUUGGCAUUUAUCAUACAGAACUGCAGCACUGCUUCUGCAACUAGUAAGCUUGCUUUUCAGGGGCGCUUGGCCUCUCUAGGGCGACUAAGAUUGCAACACACACAUUGUAGAACGCUAUAGCUCGUGUACGCUCGUGUCCAUUUGCGCCUGUACUGCUGUAACUCAUCAUUGUG
Chlamydomonas reinhardtii is the source of this 1039-nucleotide messenger RNA. RefSeq lists its product as uncharacterized. The record is from RefSeq and is a predicted model, not a curated record. Bases 68 to 655 code for a protein of 195 amino acids. NCBI's taxonomy places the organism in Eukaryota, Viridiplantae, Chlorophyta, Chlorophyceae, Chlamydomonadales, Chlamydomonadaceae. The transcript has 2 exons.